AUGGAGGGUCUAUUCUACAACGUCGCGAACGGCUACAUCGAGGGUAUCGUGCGUGGAUACCGCAACCAGCUGUUGACCAGCCAGAACUACAGCAACCUGACCCAGUGCGAGACGAUCGACGAUGUCAAGCUUCAGCUCUCUCCCGCAUAUGGCGAUUUCCUCGCUUCUCUCCCUCCCAACCCUUCCACAUCCGCGCUCGCCAGCAAGACUACCGAGAAGCUCGUUUCCGAGUUCCGCUACAUCCAGGCCAAUGCCACCGGCUCGUUGUCCAAGUUCAUGGACUACCUGACCUACGGUUACAUGAUCGACAACGUUGCGUUGCUGAUUACCGGCACCCUGCACGAGCGCGAUACUAGGGAACUGCUAGAGAGAUGUCACCCGCUUGGAUGGUUUGAAACCAUGCCCGUGCUUUGCGUCGCGACCAACAUCGAGGAGUUGUACAACUCUGUCCUCAUCGAGACGCCGCUGGCGCCCUAUUUCAAGGGCUCGCUGAGCCACCAGGACCUCGACGAGUUGAACAUUGAAAUCAUCCGUAAUACUCUAUACAAGAACUACUUGGAGGACUUCCACAACUGGGUGAACACCCACGAGGAAAUUGCCGGCAGCCCUACCGCUGAGGUCAUGAGUGAAGUCCUGCAGUUCGAGGCCGACAGGCGCGCCAUCAACAUCACGCUGAACUCGUUCGGUACCGACCUGUCCAAGGCAGACAGGAAGAAGCUGUACCCCAACUUUGGACGCCUAUACCCCGAGGGCACUCUGAUGCUCUCUCGCGCGGAUGAUGUCGAGGGAGUUAGGAUUGCCGUUGAAGGUAUUUCGGAUUACAAGACUUUCUUUGACCAGACUGGCCUGAGCGGCGGUGGGUCUGGCGUGGGCAACAUGGCUGGUGGUUCCGCGUCCGAAGGCCGUAGUUUGGAAGAUCUCUUCUACCAGAAGGAGAUGGAGAUCUCCAAGCUGGCUUUCACGAGGCAGUUCACUCACUCUGUCGUCUACUCUUGGGUGAAGCUCAAGGAGCAGGAAAUCCGGAACAUUACUUGGAUAGCAGAGUGCAUUGCGCAGAACCAGAAGGAGAGGAUUGGAAACUACAUCAGUGUCUUCUGA
Messenger RNA from Lasiodiplodia theobromae, 1098 nucleotides. RefSeq names its product ATPAse V0/A0 complex subunit C/D. The transcript is spliced from 4 exons. Gene Ontology annotation, cellular component: vacuolar proton-transporting V-type ATPase complex; fungal-type vacuole membrane; proton-transporting V-type ATPase, V0 domain. NCBI's taxonomy places the organism in Eukaryota, Fungi, Ascomycota, Dothideomycetes, Botryosphaeriales, Botryosphaeriaceae. The record is from RefSeq and is a predicted model, not a curated record. The coding region runs from base 1 to 1098 and encodes 365 amino acids. Gene Ontology annotation, biological process: proton transmembrane transport; vacuolar acidification; vacuolar transport. Gene Ontology annotation, molecular function: proton-transporting ATPase activity, rotational mechanism.